AUGGAUCACGAAGGAAUCAAUUCUCCUUAUUUCGUCGGAAAUACAAUCAAAUUACAGCUGAAGACACCCUACGAUGAACAAACAACAGACGCCAGAAUCAUCAAGGUCUUUGAACCAUUCACCCUUUCCUCUACAAUGGUCGUACGACUAGCAUCUUCUUCUUUGGCUUUAGAAGGUGAUGUGAUACUGAAGCUGUUUGACCGACGUUUUGCAAGAACAAUUAGGGAAGAGCGAGAAGUCUGUCCCUGGACCUCGGAUAUCGAAAAGGAAUAUCAUCAAUUCAUUCUCGAUGGUGGUGCAUUAAAAUUAUUCACCGAGCUCAAGGCCAACACCGAACUAGCAGAACAAGAAGGGGACGAUUGGAACGAUUUGCAAUUCGAAGCCUAUCUCCAUCAUCUUAUGCUAGGCCUCUAUGAGACGGAAGUCGAAGUGUACAACACCCUAAAGGAUUUACAAGGGAACGAUAUACCCCGACUGUUUGCAUGCGUCACGGUGCCCCAUUCCACCUGCGAGCAGACAGCACCCAUCAGUCAAUAUGUGGAUGUUCCUGGUAUCCUUUUGCAGUACAUCGUAGGGGUUUCAUUAAGCGAUACUGCUAUGCAUGCCCCCAUGGAAUGCUGGCAGAGUAUCUGUGAAGACGCCAUUCGGAUUGUUCAUCUUAUCGGUGAUCGAGGGAUACUCAACCAGGAUGUCAAACCGAGGAAUUGUAUUCUGCACAGGAACAUGGACAAUGGUUUCAAGGUUUUCAUGAUCGAUUUUGCGUUAUGCCAUUUUCGCAAAGAAUAUCAAGAUGAAACGGAGUGGAGGAAAUGGAAAGCUAUGGAGGAUGAAGAAGGCGCGAUUGGAUAUGUCAUGCAAAGGUACUUAGCGGGUGGAUUUGUCUAUCAUCGAUCUGCUCAAUAUACACAACUAAGUGACGAGUUCCAGAGUGAUGAAUGA
Penicillium mononematosum is the source of this 939-nucleotide messenger RNA. RefSeq lists its product as uncharacterized. The record is from RefSeq and is a predicted model, not a curated record. The transcript is spliced from 2 exons. The coding region runs from base 1 to 939 and encodes 312 amino acids. Gene Ontology annotation, molecular function: ATP binding; protein kinase activity. Lineage: Eukaryota; Fungi; Ascomycota; Eurotiomycetes; Eurotiales; Aspergillaceae. Gene Ontology annotation, biological process: protein phosphorylation.